AAUUGUUUCCUUUCACCUUUGUUUAUCUUCUCAACAAGUUAAAAUGGAGUUUGCAGACCUCCUUAUCAUCUUUUCAGCCCUUUUCUUUCUUCGUUUGUGGUGGCGACAUUUGUCUGAAGUCCGCCGUGGCGCCAAGACCCAGCUGCCACCAGGACCACCGGGCUGGCCCCUUGUCGGAAACUUGAUCCAGGUCAUCCUCCAACGCCGCCAUUUCAUCUUUCUAAUACGCGAUUUACGUAAAAAAUAUGGUCCAAUAUUCACCAUGCAAAUGGGUCAACGAACUCUGGUGAUCGUCACUAGCUCUCAGCUUAUCCACGAAGCCCUCAUCCAAAGGGGACCUGCAUUCGCCUCCCGCCCGGCUGAUUCUCCCAUCAGACUAGUCUUCAGCGUCGGGAAAUGCGCCAUAAACUCCGCCGAAUACGGGCCUCUCUGGAGAACCCUCAGGAGAAACUUUGUCACUGAGUUAAUAACCCCAACCAGGGUCAAACAAUGCAGCUGGAUACGAAAAUGGGCGAUGGAAUACCAUAUGAAAAGGAUCAAGAACAUGGCCGCCGAUAAUGGGUUCAUUGAGGUAAUGAGUAACUGCAGGCUCACCAUUUGCACUAUCUUGAUCUGUUUGUGUUUCGGUGCAAAGAUAUCUGAAGAAAGAAUCAAGCUUAUAGAAAGCAUUUUAAAGGACGUAAUGCUGAUGACAUCGCCUCAGCUCCCAGAUUUCUUGCCGAUUCUCACUCCGUUAUUUCGCCGCCAAAUGAAGGAAGCAAAACAGCUCCGGAAAAGACAACUGGAUUGCUUGGUUCCUCUCAUAAGGAACAGAAAAGAUUUUGUCCAAAAAGGCGAAAACCCUAAUUCGGAGAUGGUGAGUCCAGUGGGUGCAGCUUAUGUUGAUUCGUUGUUCAGUUUGGAACUGAACGGUAGAGGGCAGUUAGGCGACGAAGAGAUCGUUACAUUGUGCUCGGAAGUGAUAAGCGCCGGCACUGAUACGAGUGCAACGACCGUUGAAUGGGCGUUGCUUCACUUGGUGUUAAACCAAGAGAUUCAAGAGAAGUUAUAUAAGGAAAUUGUCGAUUGUGUUGGAAAAGAUAGAUUGGUUGAAGAAGAAGAUCUAGAGAAAAUGGUUUAUCUUGAUGCUGUAGUCAAAGAGACUCUCCGGCGACACCCUCCGGGGCACUUUUUGUUGUCACAUGCGGCUAUAAAGGACACGGAGCUGGGUGGGUACACCAUUCCAGCAGGGGCUUAUGUGGAAUUUUACACUGCGUGGCUGACUGAGGAUCCGGAUAUGUGGUCGGAUCCGGGGAAGUUCCGACCCGAGAGGUUUGUCGACGGGGAUGGGGUGGGUGUGGAUGUGACUGGGACACGUGGAGUGAAGAUGGUGCCAUUUGGGGCUGGGAGGAGGAUAUGUCCAGCGUGGACUUUGGGAAUGUUGCAUAUUAAUUUGUUGCUAGCUAGAAUGGUUCAUGCUUUCAAGUGGUUGCCGGUUACCGGAGCUCCACCCGACCAGACUGAGACCUAUGCUUUCACUGUUGUCAUGAAGCAUCCUCUCAAAGCUGUUAUUUUGCCUAGAUAAUUUUUUUUUUUUUCAAAAGAUUUGAUUUUUUUUAACCUAUAUUAAUUACUGUUAUUAAAGUAUAUUUAUGCUCCUUUAAUUUUUAUUUAGGUUAUUUGGACUUUUAAUAGAGCAUCAAUUAAGCAUUGUAGUUGUUAA
Messenger RNA from Mangifera indica (mango), 1702 nucleotides. RefSeq names its product cytochrome P450 77A4. Lineage: Eukaryota; Viridiplantae; Streptophyta; Magnoliopsida; Sapindales; Anacardiaceae. Gene Ontology annotation, molecular function: heme binding; iron ion binding; oxidoreductase activity, acting on paired donors, with incorporation or reduction of molecular oxygen, NAD(P)H as one donor, and incorporation of one atom of oxygen. The transcript has a single exon. Gene Ontology annotation, cellular component: membrane. The coding region runs from base 44 to 1564 and encodes 506 amino acids. The record is from RefSeq and is a predicted model, not a curated record.